This is a messenger RNA of Struthio camelus australis, 444 nucleotides long. It is a transcript of the gene SNTN, whose product is annotated as sentan, cilia apical structure protein. The record is from RefSeq and is a predicted model, not a curated record. Lineage: Eukaryota; Metazoa; Chordata; Aves; Struthioniformes; Struthionidae. Gene Ontology annotation, molecular function: transition metal ion binding; calcium ion binding; calcium-dependent protein binding.
AUGUGUGGCUGCAGAUCCAGCGUGCCCGGCACAGUGCAGUACUCCGUAAAGCAGCCUGCUCUUGCUUUGCCCAAAAAGAGCCCUUCAGCAGCAGGAGACAUGCCCAAACGCAUACCUAUAGCCAAGCAGCUGGCCUCAAUAAAAGCUCUUCGGAAAGGCUCAGACCUUGAAAAAGCUUUUGCUACUGCUGCUUUGGUGUAUAACAACUCCGCUGACCCCAAGGGCAAACUCAGUAAAGCAGAAGCCAAAAGCCUGCUGCAAACCCAAUUUUUGAGUUUCAUGCAGGGCCAAGAAAGCAAACCAAAAUACCAGGAAAUAAUUUCUGCCCUGGAUGAGGAGUCAGAGAACAAAAUUGAUUUUGAAGACUUCAUGAUCUUGUUAGUCAGUCUUGCUCUAAUGUCUGACCUGCUGCGGGAGAUCAGAAAUGUGAAAACCACAAAGUGA